Messenger RNA from Limulus polyphemus (Atlantic horseshoe crab), 10207 nucleotides. It is a transcript of the gene htt, whose product is annotated as huntingtin-like. Gene Ontology annotation, cellular component: cytoplasm; nucleus. The transcript is spliced from 57 exons. Lineage: Eukaryota; Metazoa; Arthropoda; Merostomata; Xiphosura; Limulidae. The coding region runs from base 236 to 9223 and encodes 2995 amino acids. The record is from RefSeq and is a predicted model, not a curated record.
GUGAGUAGUGUUUGUCUGUUCUGUUUCGAUUCAUCAAAGUAAUAAAUGUUUAACAUUAAUGUUACAUUUAUAGUAAGUAACAAUGUUGGAGAAUGUGUUUCGGAAUAGAUGAUUAGUUAUUACUCUGGAUAGUGUUGUCUGUAUCAUAAGACAAGUAUCAUUCGCGUGCCUCAUAUAUUGAACAUUCGCUUUAAGUAUAAUAUUUACAACUUACAAGUAACACUAACAGUUUCAAAUGGCCACUUUGGAAAAAUUAGUAAAAGCAUUUGAAGCCUUAAAAGUUGUCCAGCAACCAAGUGCAACCGUAAGCGGAUCGGUUAAGACUCAGAGUAAAACUGAAAGUGAAGUUGAAGACAUUCAUUCUUCUAUAAGUUACGUUGUUUCCAGGAAAAGAGAAGCUGCUCUAAGCAAGAAAGAAAAAAUAACUCAUUGUUCCACUGUUGCUGAUGCUAUUAUUUCCCAGAAUGUAAAGUCUGUGGCAGAUUUUCCCAAGUUUUUAGGUAUAGCGAUGGAAACUUUCUUUAUAUGUUGUGAUGACAAUGAUUCUGAUGUUCGUAUGGUUGCUGAUGAGUGUUUGAAUAGAACAAUCAAGACUCUGCUGGAAUCCCAUCUUGCUAGAGUUCAAGUGGAAUUGUACAAAGAGAUAAAGAAAGAUGGCUCAGCCAGGUGUUUAAGACCAGCUUUAAGUCGGUUUGCUGAUCUCUGUCAUCUCAUUCGACCACAAAAAUGCAGGCCUUAUGCUGUGAACCUUUUCCCCUGUCUGGUCAAGAUUUCACAAAGAAAAGAGGAAGAAUCUGUUCAGGAAACACUGGGUGUAGCAAUAGGAAAAAUAAUGCCUAUUCUUGGGAAAUUUGCUAAUGACACAGAAAUAAAGAUGCUCUUGAAGGCUUUUCUUCCAAACUUAAAAUCAUCAUCUCCUUUAGUAAGAAGGACAGCUGCAUCAUCUCUUGUAAUUGUUUGUCAGAAUUCUCGAAAGCCUCAGUUUUUCUACAACUGGCUGUUAACAUCUUUAUUGGAACUGAUUCUGCCUAUACAAGAAGAUCAGCUAUUAUAUGCCAUCCUUGGAGUUAUGCUAUGUUUGCGCCAUAUUAUACCUCAUUUAGAUGAUAAAACUCAAAGCCUAGUAUUAAAGGGUAGUAUUGGGGUGCGUCAAAAGGAGGAAGAAGUGGAAAUAACUCAAGAUAAACUAUUAGAGAUUUAUGAAUUGCUAUUGCACUAUUGUAGACACACUGAUCAUAACAUAGUCACAGCUGCUUUAGAGGCUCUACACCAACUACUCAGAAUGCCUCCUAAAACACUUCGGCAUCUUCUGCUCUCUGUAGGAGGCAUCAGAACAUCCCGGAUUUUCACAUUUAGUUCACAUGUUGGCUUCAGGUCACGAAGUGGUAGCCAGAGUGCAAUUGCUGCUGCUACAUUUGAGGAUGAAGCAGCUUUAGAUGAUGAUCCUGAACUGUUGGAUCUUAGAAACAGGGAGAGUUCUGAAUCAUUCACAAAUGAAUUACCUUCAGCUGAUGAUGCUCACUUAAGUGCUGAAUUAGAAUCAGAAAAACAGUACUAUGAAAACCAAAUAGAAACAGGAAGUUUUGCUUCUGUGGAUGUUGAAGGAGAAGAUAUAUCAGAGUAUUCUAACAUCACUAUAAGUGGCUGUACUGAUGGAAGACUGUCACCAUUUGUGGCCCCCGGUGUUCACUCUCGAAAUAGUCCAAAAAGAAAACCUCCAGCAUUAAAGAUUGAUGAUCAAGCAUCAAUGGAAGGCUGUGAUGAUUUAGAGGUUGAAUGGGAACAAGUUUCUUCUGUUUCACCUUCCCCUCUUGUGAAAUUGGAAUUUAAUAUGACCAACAUUGGUUCCUUUACUGAUGAGGAUCUUCCCUUGAUCUUCUGUGCACGAUUGCUUGCCUCAUCAUUCCUGCUUACAGGUGUAAAAGGCAAGCUCUUGCCAGACCAGAAUGUAAGAGUAAGCAUUAAAGCAUUAGCCAUGAGCUGUUUGGGGAGUGUACUCUCUUUAUAUCCUUCUGCUUUUUAUCUGGAUAUCUACAAAUCUUCAGAAUUGAUGAAACCAUGUGAAUCUCAACAAAAGAUCUGGGAAGUGUUGUAUUUCACAAAUCAUAGUGAUCCACAUUUGAGGGGACACACAGCACUUCUCAUUGGCCUCUUCUUGAAAAGUGCUUUAUCUAGUUCAGGUGUAUGGUGGGAUAAGUGGUCCAGUUCUAAUUGUGAAGUUGGCCAAACAUCAACCCUGGGAUUAGCAGAGAUAGUGGAUAAACUGCUUCAGGUCAUUAAGGAUCAGUCUGCCAUUGCUUGCAGAAUGGCUGUUUUAGCUUUCAAGCAUUGUCUUGUAUCACUGCUUCAAUGUUCUGAAGGGCACAUGGGCUUAAGAGUGCUGGAUACACUGCUUGCUAUCAAGGAUAUUCCAUACUGGCUAGUUAAGGUUGAACUACUAGAAGUGUUAGCUGAUAUUCCAUUUAGUGUUGUUCAGUAUUUAGAAGAAUCUUAUAAGAAAAUUAAGAAGAAUGCAAUACAGCCUAAAACAUUAAGUUAUCAAGAGAGAUUUUUAAAAGGAGUUGUCAUUCCACUUUUGGGAGAAGAGGAUUUUAGAGUUCGACAGGUAGCUGCCUUCACCAUUGUUAGGUUAGUGCCUCAUUUGUUCUACCCAACAGAUCAUCCUCAUCAUGACCCAAUUGUAGCUGUGGCAAAAGAAAAAACAUCUUUUUUCUUAAACUCUGUCCUUCCUAAUUUGAUUGGAAGUGUUCAUCCUUUAGUUCAUGGCCUUGUGCAUCCAUUUAGCUACAAAGAAACAGUUUUGCCAUCUUCUUCUACUGAAGCCUCACUAUCAAGAAUCAUCAGCAUUUUGUCUAAGUGUUUGCUCACUUCAUCUUCAAGGCAUAUGACGUACGGAUGUUGCCAAGCUCUUAGUCAACUCUCUGAGAAAUAUCUGGUUACAGUAUUCACCACAGCUUGGGGAAUAGUUUAUGGAAGUAACAAAAGUGUAGCCCGGAAAACUCACCAUAAACAGUCCAAACUGCAAGGUAUUUCAAGUUAUGUUCCAGAUAUUAGUACUGAUGAAUCACAACUGCCUUGUACCAGUCUUCUACACCACCUGCUAGCAUUACUGACAGGUACACCAUUGGGCAUUGAUCUAACAGCACAUCAGAAUACCUUGCAGUUAGCAGGCAACAUCAUGGCUGGAAUUUGUUUACAAAACUUGACAGCUAAAAAUGAUGGUACUCAGGAUGUGAUGCCUUCAGAUCAAAUGUGGAGUUUUUUGAAACCACACUAUGUCAUCCCUCUCAUAGAGCAGCUUAUCACUCAUGUGAUGAGAAUGUUAAAUAUAUUUGCACAUAUCCUAGACAACCAACUUCCAGCUUCAUUUCAUGCCAAGUCAACACUUCCAUCUCUGCCACAUCCUCCCUCAUUAAGUCCCAUUAAACGAAAAAGUAAAGGGAAAGAUGAAGCAAUGCCAGUUCCUUCCAGCAUGCCAGGAAUGAAAAGCUCACCCAGUAGACCUAAUCAAGAGAAAAAUGAGUUGGAAAAGGAAAAACCUAGUGGUAAAUCAGUGGGUAUUGGCCAGUUUUAUUCCUUUCCUCUAUACAUGAAGAUAUAUGAUGUUUUGAAAGGUGUAUAUUCCAGUUACAAGAUUUCUGCAGAUUUUCAGGGUAAUGAGAAAUUUUCAGGACUGCUUCGAGUCUGUGUAAGCGUUCUUUCACAGAUCUUAGAAAUAGCUGGCCUUCAAGAAAUGGGAAAGCAUGCUGAGGAAAUUUUAGGAUAUUUGAAAGCUUCUAUUGCCAUAGAACCAUGUGCCACCAUACAGUGUGUUCGUCAAUUGCUAAAGUCUCUGUUUGGCACAAACCUGGCAGCCUUGUGGGAAGGGUCACAGCAGCCAAAUACAACAAGCUGCAAACCUGGUCGUGCGGCUCGACUCAGCACUGCUGUUCAUCCUGGACUUUAUCAUAGCUGUUUCACUGUACCUUACACUGAAUUUACACAGUCUUUGGCCAGUAGUAGUGCUAAGCCUACUCUUUUAACUGGUGAUGGAGAACAGCUAGGAAGUUGGUUAAGCUGGAUGAGGAAAAGAAGUGAAAGAAAACUGACCUCUUUGCUGAAAUCAGGGUCUAGAGGCGAGAAGGCUUCACUCAGCUCUCACAUAAGACUGUUUGAACCAUUGGUUAUAAGGGCUCUUAAACAGUACACUUUGACUAGCACAGUAGACCUUCAGUGCCAAGUAUUAGAUCUGUUGGCUCAGCUUGUACAACUACGGGUCAACUAUUGCUUAUUAGAUUCUGAUCAGAUCUUCAUCAACUUCAUUAUAAAACAAUUUGAAUUCAUUGAAGAGGGACAGAUAGUAAACGCGGAUGUCUUAAUCCCUCGAAUUUUCUACUUUUUGGUAUUGCUAUCUUAUGAGAGAUAUCAUUCCAAGUCAAUCAUAACUGUACCAAAGAUCAUUCAGCUGUGUGAUGGACUGAUGGCCAGUGGCCAGCCUCCUGAUAAAUAUGCUAUCCCUGCACUCCAACCAGUUGUAGAAGACUUAUUUCUUUUACGAGGCUCCAACAAGAUGGAUUCUGGGAAAGAACUGGAUACUCAGCGGGAAGUUGUAGUUUUUAUGCUACUACGACUCAUCCAAUAUCCACAGGUUUUGGAUAUGUUUCUGAUCAUCCUGUACCAGAGCUACAAGGAGGGAGAGGAUAGAUGGAAGAAGGUAUCUAGACAGAUUGUAGACUGUGUACUUCCUGUUCUAGCGAAGCAACAGGUAAAUGUUNCAGACCAAAACUCUGUGGAUACUUUACACCGACUUUUCCAAGCUGUGGCUCCUAGUGUUUUUAGGCCUGUGGAUAUUCUUUUAAAAACACUAUUUACUCAACCUCAAGAUUUGAAUUGUAGCUCCAUUCUCAACCAGUGGAUGUGUUUAGUCCUUGUAGUAAUGAGAGUUUUGAUUGGCCAAGCUAAAGAAGAGGUAGUAUUAUCAAGACUGGGUGACUUAGGGUUAAUUGUGGGAAUUCCUAAGUUAGCCGACUUUCCCAUAGAACAGACCUCUUGGCCUGUACCAAGCCCAACUUUGUGUAUGUCAGUGGAUUCUGAAUCUGGACCUCUGCCAGAAGAAAUUUUGGCAAGGUUCCUUUUCCAAGUGUUAGGUAUAGUUGUGGAAGUUGUCCAUCAACAAAUCUUUAUUCCUGCUGUCCCAGCAGACCAUCAAACCUUCAUCUGUCAGCAGAUGGCCCACUUAUUUCUCUAUCUCAUGCAUAUGUUUCAAUCUGGGUCUUUUCGUCGUGUUGCAACAGCUGCUAUGGAACUUGUCAAAGCAGAAUCUUCAACUAAGUCUGUGUCCUAUGCAGCAGUUAGCAUGUACUCUGUUACAGAAAUCAAUGAGAUGUUUAUUGAAUUAGCACCGUUUUAUCCAGUAUUGGUCUUACAGUGGUGUAACAUCCUUACCUUGUUGAACUACGAUAGUCAUGACUUUUGGGCACAGAUUCUCCAACAUGGUACUCUUCACGCUAGUCCUGCUACACUUCCUGCAAGUCCAAGACAGCUACCAACCAAAUGUGAAGUCACCCAAACAUCCUGUAACCUGGAAAUGGUGCAGCAAGGAGGUCUUAUACUUCUCUGCGAUUAUGUGUAUGAAAACUUGAAUGAUGCUGAACAGAUAACCUGGUUGAUUGUGCAUCAUGUUAAUGAUCUGGUUCAACUGUCAAGUGAGCUCCCUGUACAUGAUUUUAUCAGUGCUGUUCAUCGUAAUCCAGCUGCCAGUAGCUUACUUGUUCAAGCAAUUCAUGCACGCUGUGUUAAUCUAUCAAAGCCAAGCUUUGUGAAUAGAACUCUGAGAUGUUUGGAGGCUAUUCAUCCCAGCCAGUCAGGAAGUUUGUUAGCUUUGCUUAUUGAUAAGUUUCUUCCAACACACCAUCUAACUACAGCUCGAUUGUGUGACAGCCUAGCAUGUCGACGUCUUGAACUUUUGUUAGCAGACACUCCAGAAGAUGCAAGGAGUCAGCUUCCAAUGGAAGAUAUAGAGAAACUGCUAGACAUCAUGAAUAAUGCAGGGAUUAAGAAAAGGCAUCAACGUUUGGUUUCUUUACUGGAAAAAUUAAAGACUGUCAUUACUAAGGAGCCUAUUGUCCAAUCUGAUCAUCCUUCACUGACCAUGUCUUUCCAGCCUGUAGAAACUACUUUAAAUAAGGAUUGGUAUUUGGGCAAGGUUAAAGAACAGUGUUUCAGUCAACAAGCAUGUGUGAAGGAAUGUGCCCAGUUAUUAGCCAAACUCAAUUAUGAAGAUGCUCUAACUGUAAUGGUGGCAAAGGAGUUUCACCUGUCAAUAUUAAUGGAGUCCUUAUCAUAUGGAGCAGAACUUACUCUUGCAGCAGAUAACUGUUUCUCUCCUAAUUCCACUCCUGAUUCUCCUUUGGGAGGUAUUACAUCUUCUGAAUCUGCAUUAUACAGAGCUGCAAAGAGCACGCUUAUACAACACACCACUCACUUAGUCAGCUUACUACCCAGACCACAUCAAGCUUUCCUACCCCAUGCUGAAGUGAACACUCCUCGAGAAGCUAAGCAUCGUAACAGACUUGUGGAUCUGUUUACAGACACUCCAUUCUGGGAUGUGCUUUUUCAGGUUAUUCCAGCCAUGACUCAAUACCUUCAUUCUCUAAAAGUGUUGCCAGGACAACAUGAAGUGCCUGUGGACUCUUUAGUAGAUGUUGGAAGGUUGUCAAUACUUUGUGCUGAGGUUAUACAGUGGAUGGUAGAGAGAGGUCAGAAGGUUUCUGGUGAACAGCUGAAAAUGGCACUAGAAGCUCUUGAUGAAGCUCUGAAGAAUCAGAGUUUAUGUGCUGUGAUAGGUCUUCAGGAUCAUUUUACUUGGGUGUGCUCUGCAGUGUCUGCUAUAUACAACUUAGUAGUUGAAAUACAACAUGAAGAGAUUGUUCCAACCACGUGUAUUCUACCUAAGAAUGUUGACCUCUCUCCAGAACAACUGCGAGCACAGAAGGCAUGCUUACAGAUGUCUCAGUUGAUAGGCUGGCUUGAGCAGUAUGACAGAGCUGUUUAUACCAUUCCUAAGUUUGUGAAACAGCUGUUAAAGAGUGUUAUUGUUGGCUUAGGAAGACUUCCCCUAGUCAAUGGCUUUUCCAGAACACCUCCUGUGUUGUGGGAGCUUGGCUGGUCACCUGAACUUGGAGGAGAGAUGAAAACACAAGUUCCUCCUCCACCUGGUGAAUAUCUCCAAGAGAGAGAUGUUCUUCAACAGUACAUAUAUCGUAUUAAUAUUCUGGGUAAUGUAGAUUUACAGCAAUUUGAGGAAACUUGGAUGGCUCUUCUUGGUGUUUUAAGUGCAACUCCACUAGGAGAAAUAGAAACCCCAGAGGAGGAGCAAGAACGAAUUCACACUAGUUGCUUAGCUGUCAAGUGUAUCACUUCUCUCUUGCUGCAAACUAUGCUCUUGCCACAGCCUGGUAAUCCCCACAACAGCACUUAUCUGUACCAGCCUCGAGACAAACCAUUAGCUUUCCUGCAUACCAAGUGUGGGAAGAAGCUUCAGUCAGUGCGUGCUCCUUUACACCGAAAGAUGCAGAACCUUUUGAAGCAGAGAAAUUUUUCUGGCUUGUUGAUCUCCAAUCCAGAGCGUGUCUUUUCUCAAACUACCUACAUGCUUGGACAGGUUUCUGUUGAAUAUCUUUGUGUAGCAACAGGUUUGAUGGAUGAUGCAGACGAACAUGACAUUUCUUCCUCUUCUAGCUCCAGCCCCAGCUCUUUUGGUGGUGUUGCAGCUUAUCACCAGAGGGAACAAAGCCUUGCAGCAGCAGGCCUAGAUAUACAUUCCUGUUUACAUUUUCUUCUAGACCUUUACAGUCAAUGGUUAUCAGCUAGUUCCUGUACACGUACUCCAUUGACUCUUUUAAGCGAAGUGACUCGAUCAGUAGUGUUCUUGUCUGAUAUCUUCAUGGAGCGAUCACAGUUUGAAUGGAUGUUGGAUACAUUUCUUGAACUUCACCGUGUGCAUCCAGCUGAAGAUGAAAUCAUGGCCCAAUAUUUAAUUGUUGGCAUCAGUAAAGCAGCAGCUGUCUUAGGAGUAGAACAGGACCUCUUGGAGAGACUAAAGAAACUUGUAGAUUUAAGCUUACGAUCUACUUUCCUGCCAACCCGUAUUGCUACUUUACAUGGAAUACUGUAUUUGUUAGAGUAUGGUUCUGGUGAUGAUUCCUUCUUAAUCCUUCCAUCUGCAAUGGACUAUGUGAUCAAGCAUUUGGACAACAAUAAUCUUCCUAGUAGUAACAAUGAAGAGCAUGUGUUAGUCAUGUGGGCUGUUGCAUUCUACAUUUUGGAGAAUUUCAUGGAGGAAAAUUCAGAAAAUAUCUUCCACAAGAAGAUUUUCCAGCUUUGUAUCAAUGUUUGUGGAAGACCUGAACGUGAUUCCCUGCCAGGAGUUUACUUUAUGGUGCUCCACGGUCUAGACCGGGUUCUUGUUGCAGAUUCACUUUCCUUUAAGGAAGUUGAAAUGCUGGCUAAGGUGGUGGUUGGCAGGAUAAGACAAGGCAGUCCUGUUGAAGGUUUAGUUUCACUAGGUCUUUUGUUGUCUACAAUGUAUAUAGGAGAAGCCAGAGAAAUGUGGAAUCCAGGACUUAAAAGUACAGUAGAAGAAGUAGUAUCAAAAGACUCUAGUGAUGUUGCUAUCCAGACAGAUCCAGAACAGCUGAUUGUUGCAAUGGAAAGAGUUACAGUCGUUUUUGAUAGGAUAAGGCGAGGCUAUCCAUUUGAAGCAGAAGUUAUAUGCAAGGUUCUUCCUUAUUGCCUGAUGGAGUUUUUCCCAGCUCAAGAUGUACUUAAUAAAGUGAUAGGAGAGUUUUUGUCUAGUCAACAACCUCAUCCACAGUUGUUAGCAGGAAUGGUAUUUAAUGUUUUUGAUUGGCUUCAUCAACAUUCUUUAGAAGAAGUAAUCCAUGACUGGGUGAUGUUAUCUCUUUCUAACUUCACCCAGCGAUCACCAGUUUCUAUGGCGAUAUGGAGUCUUACUUGUUUCUUUGUCAGUGCUACUGCUACUCCUUGGUUAAGAUCUCUCUUCCCUCAUGUCCAAAAACGGAUGGGUAAGCUAGAAGACCAUGACAAAGAAAUAUUCUGUAUCGCUGGAUUGGACUUCAGGAAUCAGCUGACACAGACAGAACAAUGUCAAGCUUUUCUUUCAACAAUACAAGCAGUAGCUCAACCAGGAACACCAUAUGCAGAUUUUCUCAGGUGUCUCUAGUGUCAAUCUAGUUAAUCUGGUGUUUUCAGAUGAUAACAGAUUCUGCUGAUCAUCUGAACCUGAUCAAUUCUCUUUGUAAAGCCACAAAUUAAUGAAACCAAUUCUGGUAAUCUUAACAAUAUCUUUGUAAAGUCAAGAGUUUAAAAAAAAUCUCUGUUCAGUGUAAAGAAAUAAUUUGUGUAUUAUCUUAUGAGCUAAAACUGCUCUCUACUUUGCUAUGAGCAGAUUGACUCUGAAACUAAAUCUGUUUGGUAUGUAAUUAAAUACUUAAAGUAAGAAUAAACAAUAGAAUUAUUAAAAUAAUUACUAUUCAUAGGUUUAUAAUGGCCCCAAACUGGGUAGUCACUGUACAAUGUCACACUUAAAAAACAUGUAAAUUAGUAUGCUGUUUAGGUUCGUAUUAAAAUCUUCCCAUGUUGUUAAAGCACUUACAAUAUUCAGUUAUUCCAUAAAGUCCAGAUUUGACAUGGACUCUGAAAGUGUCACAUAAUGUAGAAAAUGUACCUUUCUACCCAUAAUACAUCUCUAUAUGUGGAAAAAAAUAAAUUGUAUAUGUACUUUGACCAUAUUUGGCAUAUUGAAACUUAAUAUGCAUAUAUAUAAUUUUCUAUACAUAUAGAAAGGAAAUAGUAUUCCAGAAUUAAUGAUAUUGUAGCAGUUGUUACACAGAGCAGAAUAUGUAAAAAAUACCAAAUGAUAAAGUAAAGCUCGAUUUGUUGUAUAAUAUUCAACUGUAAUUAGAAUCUUGGUGGCAGACAUAAAUUUUUCUCUCUCUUAAAUAUUGGGUAAAUGUAUAUUAACACUCAUCUUUAAACAUUAGUUCUUAUAGGUAUGUGAUUUAUAUUAUUUCCCCUUAAAUUCAUAUAGAAAAAUAUGCCAUUAUAAAAUGAAAAGUAAAAAGAAAUUUUUAAGUUGAUAUUCUUUAUGAGUAUGCUUACUGUAUAGAUAUGUAUCAAGGGAAUCACAGUAAAAAAUUUUAAAUGA